GUAAAAGAAAAUGGCUACUUGGAUACAUUGCAAUUCAUGUUUUCUUUCACCUAAUGUUAACCGAAGAUUUGCAGUUACAAGCUGUGGUCAUGUAAUUUGCGAGUUUUGUUUUCAGAAAGGGAAAAAAAACAUGUGUCUUAUUUGUAAUUCACAAUGUCGCAUGUUCCCACUGUCUGAAAAAAGCAGCACUGAAGUCAAAUCACUUUUCACAUCAAUUGAUGUGACUUGUAAGAAGUACUGUACAGAAAAUGGAAAGGUUCUACAGUUUCAAGAACAGCAUAGGAGAAGGAUACUGGCAUAUUACAAACAAAAGAAUGCACACUUAGAAAAAUUAUUAAGAGAGGCUGAAAACAAAUCUGAGCAGCUCAAUAAAAUUAUUACUGAGCAGAAGGCUUAUAUUUCCAAACUAGAAAACACGCUACAAAAUCAAAGCAUAAGGACACAGAAAUCUUCACAAAUAUCCAUAUCACCUGCUGUUAUAAAUCCUAUAUCAAAAUCUCCAUUUUCCUCAAAACAGUUUUCCUCUGUUAUAUCUCCAGCACCUUUGCCACCUGAGAUAAUCAAAAAGCAAUGUGGACCUGGAUUGUUGCAAAAUAACAAAAGACAACCUCCUGGAAUGUUAUCAAAUGCAGUGUGUUCGCCACAAGACAGAAAGUUUGGUGAUUUUCCCUACAGGGUGGCUAGUUACAGUUGCCUAGGAUGCAACAAAUCUAACUCUGAAAUUCCUUUAAGACAAAGACCUUCUAGCAGUAAUACAACAAGAAAUGAUCUCAAAAAUCCAACCACUUUAUCCCAGCAACCUCAUAAAGCUGAGACAACAUCACAUCACCAGAGAACCGGAGAUAUGUGGAACAGUUUGGGAUUUCAAAAUUCAAUCCAUUAUGCUUCACUACCAUCAUUACAGAAUUUAAGGACUCCUAUUACCAUGUCUAAUCUUUUGAGAACAAAAAAUAUUUGAAGUUAAGAGUGUUUUGUGUUUUGGUGUUGUGCUUACCCUUGUCACAAUUUAAAUAUGGUUAUAUUUUCUAGUUGUUCUUGUGUUGCAUUUUUUUU
Erpetoichthys calabaricus (reedfish) is the source of this 1053-nucleotide messenger RNA. RefSeq names its product probable E3 SUMO-protein ligase RNF212. The transcript is spliced from 12 exons. The record is from RefSeq and is a predicted model, not a curated record. Gene Ontology annotation, molecular function: SUMO transferase activity. Gene Ontology annotation, cellular component: synaptonemal complex. Gene Ontology annotation, biological process: homologous chromosome pairing at meiosis; reciprocal meiotic recombination; protein sumoylation. Lineage: Eukaryota; Metazoa; Chordata; Cladistia; Polypteriformes; Polypteridae. The coding region runs from base 11 to 958 and encodes 315 amino acids.